GCUACAUGAUAGCGUUUGGUUCUUCUAUGCAAUACCUCUUUACGCAUCGCAUCGAGGGCGUGGCGAAGCGGACCUUGGCUUGGGAGUUGGGGCCAAUCGAUGGGAUUGUAUGGUGCGUCAGUUAGGACUGCACUCGCACCAACACAGGACUUUUCACUGUUCAGUGCCAGUGGUGUUUGAGCGACAUUACUGCUUCUCUCUUCUCUGUUGCUGAGGCGCCAACUCCAAGAGUAUACAAAUGUCGGACGUGUCGGAUACUGCGCCGGAUAAGUGGACUACUGAGCACGUCCUUGCAUUCCUUAAGCAGAAUGGACUGGAAGCUAUUUCUGCGGUGUUCCAGGAGAACGAGGUCACAGGCCUCGACUUGAUCCUGCUGACGGAGGGCGAGCUUAAGCACAUGCUGGGCAUCACCAACUUGCAGGCGGCCAAGGUGAAGUCGCUGGUGAACGCGCUGGCGCCCAAGCCGGAGCCGGUGGAGGGCGAGCCCGAGCCCAUGGAGGAGGACGGCGCUGGCGCCCCGCUCAGCCCCAGCGAGACGAGCGCCACCGCCGCGCGGGCCGCUGAGGCCGAGACUGACUUUAACGCCGCGGCGGUACCGCGUGUGGCGGAGAGCGCGGAGCGGGAGGAUCACGGCGGUGACGAGGAGGAGCAGGAGGACAUGGCGCGUGCCGUUGUGACACGUGCCGUGUCGCACAGCCAGCCACGCGCCGUGCCCAACGCCACUGCCACCACUAUAUCGCACGCCCAGCCUGCCGCCGUGCUGCCCACUGGCACCGGCAACAUCACGCUGGAUGCUGACACCGUGGGCCACUACCAGCGCGCCACCGCCGCCAUCAGCGAGCUGGAGGCCGCGGGCGUCGCGCAGGCGCUGCCGGGCGCCCGCGAGCGGCUCAAGUCCACACAGCAGCGCCUCAAGCUGCAGAAGAACAAGUUUGACGAGCUGGUGAAGGAGGAAGAGGAGCGCACCCAGAAGCUCGGCAACCUGGAGGCGGGCAAGUGGUACCCCGGCAAGUACCUGUUCGGUGCCAAGAAGCGUGAGGAGAAGCUGGAGCGCAACAAGGAGAAGCUGGAGACAGUGACCAACAAGGUGCGGGCGGCGGGUGCGGAGCUGGAGCAGCUGCAUGUGGAGGAGGCGGCGGCGCAGAAGGAGGUGGCGGAGCUGGUGGGCAAGUGCAAGUCGCUGGACGAAGCGCGCACCUACGUGGCCCAGCUGCUGGAGAACGUGUUCCUGGGCGGCCGAGUGGGCGACGCCACGGAGAACGCGCUGGAGUCGGAGGUGGCGGGUCUGGGCCCCAAGCUGGCUGAGAUGCGGCGCUACAAGACCGUGUACAGCCAGGCCUACGAGCUGAUGCGCGGCGCCACCAAGGCGCUGGAGCAGGGCAUUCAGCUGCUGGAGGCCGCAAGCAGGAUGGCCACGGUGGAUGUGGUGGGCAGCGCCAUGCGCGGCCCCCGCGGCCAGUUCCGACCCACCAUGGGCAGUGUCAUGGUGGACAUGGUGAAGCGCUCCCAGAUGCGGCAGGGCAUCCAGCUGUGCAAGCAAUCUGGCGAGCUGGCGGUGAAGGCGCGGCAGAUGAUCCCGGACAUGCCGCGGGUGCAGGUGGAGAAGCUUCAGCGGCUGCGCAUGGGCUUCGGCCUCAUGGAUGUCGCCUUCGACAACAUGAUCUCGGACAUGAUCGUGGCCGCCAAGAUUCGCCGCAUGCUGGGCGAGGCCCGCUCCGUGCUGAGCGACGUGGCGUACGGCGAGCGCUGGCUGCAAGGCUGGAUUCAGGGCCGCAUUGACGCCGACCUGAGGUCCACUGAGGCGCUGUUGGCGGCGCGGCGCCAGCAGCUGCACGCGCACCGGGCAGGACUGCUGGGCGCCUGGAUUGAGGCGCGUGCGCGCGGCGCGGUGGUGGAGGCGCCCGUGGCCGCGACCGGUGUGCCUGUGUACGGCGGCCCAGCCGCCGUGCCGCAUGGCUACGUGGUGUAGUAGUGGCUGCGGCGGUGGGCGGUGGCGGAGCUGGACCUAAGGUUACCGUUUCAGGCGCGUGAGUGUUCGGCCACACGACUCCAGCCGCCACGUACGGCGGUGUACAGGCUGCAAGAUGGGACGACACUGCUGACUGGGAGCGCCGCGCAGGUCCGGAGGUGCACCGCAUGUGACAACGCUGGCUUCAUCUUACUGGGUACUGCAAGGCGUGGCUCUGACAACCACAAGGAUUGCGCCGGCACCUUGCACUGGACGCAUGCGACUGCUGUGCACAAUGGAAAUGAAAUGAAUGCAUGUUCCGGGCAGGGUCUGCAUAUGGACCGCUUUGCGCGAAAACCUAUUGAACGGUUGUGGAACGUCGGCAGACAACUGGGGAGAGGGUGGUUUCCCUUCGGGCCGGAGAUGGUCCCUCUUGACCUGGGUGCUGGGCACCCUUGCUUGGUCGGACUGUCCCUUCCUUGUAAUGUCGCAAUCAUAUGGACAGACGGUGAUUGAGCUACUUGCAUGGCUUUCCAUAAAACUACUGCCAGUUCCGGGAUGCACAGGUAGCCGACUGCAAUCCUGCAAGCCGGCACACCGUCACGGUCUGCGGUCUGUGCCGGCGAGCAUAGUGUGGCACGGUGGGGAUUUACUGCUGUAUGGUUUGUUGCCUGAUGUGCUUGUGCUUGACAGCGGGACGUGGCUGGACACAUGCUGGGCGGUGCCUGUACAAACCGACUCAGGCUCUGUCCGUGAGAUAUGGCGGUUUUGAAAUCUUCGGCAUCAGACAUUACACCAACGUGGCGUGGCGGCACACGGGCACAGCCUCUUAUCCCCUUGAGAGGCAGGCCCUCAUUGGUCACUUGUCCUCCAAAAGGUAUCCGACAUUCAAGCCAGCACCAUCAAGAGUUUAAUUGAAUUGCCAUGACAUUACAACCCGCAAGCACGAACUGUUAGGUGAUGUAUGCGAAUCCACCACCGGAUGCUACACAACACCUCAAUUUGCCUGAAUCGUGGGCGCUUGGCCGGUCAAACUCCGUCAACAAGGUCAAUAAAGUAACAUGGUCUUUUCUGUGACUACCUCAUACCUGCUCAUACGCAUUGGCACGUGACUCGCACCCGUGUACUCGGUGGGACUGGAUCUGAUGAGCUGACUUGCGCAUGAGGUAUUUGGCGUGACGUUCCUGGGCUUUCUAUCACGCCGGCACGCAGACGAGCGAGAGCUCCAAACCUACCAGCGCCGGGUUGGAGUCGUCCACCGAGAACAUCUUCUCGCGCAC
This is a messenger RNA of Chlamydomonas reinhardtii, 3228 nucleotides long. RefSeq lists its product as uncharacterized. The transcript has 18 exons. The record is from RefSeq and is a predicted model, not a curated record. NCBI's taxonomy places the organism in Eukaryota, Viridiplantae, Chlorophyta, Chlorophyceae, Chlamydomonadales, Chlamydomonadaceae. Gene Ontology annotation, molecular function: protein binding. Bases 239 to 1969 code for a protein of 576 amino acids.